Labeo rohita (rohu) is the source of this 2347-nucleotide messenger RNA. Its product is annotated as maternal B9.15 protein. The coding region runs from base 191 to 994 and encodes 267 amino acids. The record is from RefSeq and is a predicted model, not a curated record. Lineage: Eukaryota; Metazoa; Chordata; Actinopteri; Cypriniformes; Cyprinidae. Gene Ontology annotation, biological process: negative regulation of mitotic cell cycle; negative regulation of cell population proliferation. Gene Ontology annotation, cellular component: cytoplasm; nucleus. The transcript is spliced from 5 exons.
AAAAUGACGCGUUUGUUGGUCGACCGAGCCCAACACGAAUGAAGAAACGUGGAACACUGGUGGAUUAAACAACAAGGAAGAAACGUGCUUACUCAGGUUAUUAUUUGGAUAUAACAGCUUUAAGGAAGUAAAAGCUAAAGAGAACGAAAAACAUCCAGUCGUUUCGGAUUCAGCUUAUAUCGUGGUGAGAAUGAAGAAGGAAGUGAGUGCUGGAGUGAACUUUCUGAAAGGUUUGGCAGUGGAGCGUGGAGGUGUGGAUCAAAUCAAAGCCAAACUUUUCGCUGCUAAAUUACAAGAGCUUCUGCUUGAGAAGUUCACCAACCACUGGUACCCAGACAAUCCUAGCAAAGGACAGGCGUACAGAUGCAUCAGAAUAAAUAACACAAUUCCCUGUGAUGAAUCAGUAUCACAAGCUUGCAAGGAGAGCGGCUUAAAGCCAAGUGAGUUGGGCUUUCCUCGUGAGAUCACAAUAUGGAUCGACCCGUCGGAGGUGUGUGUGCGGUCUGGCGAGAAUGGCAGAUAUUUUACAGUAGCUCAGUUUGCUAAAGUGGAGGAUGAGGAAAAGGACUUAAAUCAGAAUGAUACUUUUAGCCAAGUGGAUUCUGUGAAUCUGGAUACAUCCGACUACCACUCAGCGAGCUCAUCUGACUGCGGCUCAGCAGUCUCAAGUGAUACAGAAGAGGAGGCGAAAGAGGACGAGACGAAAAAAGUGGAGGGGAAAGCAGUGAAGAACACAGUUCACACAACUAGAUCUAAAGCAAGAGAGCCUAAAGGGCCACGCAGGUUUCCGCCAGCUCAGAUCCCUGGCCCACAGUACUUUUAUAACCCUGGACCAAUGUGGCCCCAGUAUAAGAAGAAGAGAGGCAUGUUCUUUACAACUGUAUGUGCACCGGCACCUUCUCCGUUGUUUGCUUACUAUGUCGUACCCAAAGCCCCUCCUCAGUUCAUUGUGCCUCAUGCUACCUUUCAAACUUGGGGGACAGUAAAAGGGUAAAGAGCUCAAAACCAGUGUAUUAAUACUGUAUCUGCCAAUCUGCAGGGAACUUUAUAGCUUUGUUAUAAUGAAAUCAUAAACUUGAAAUAUAGUGUCAAGCAUGUUGACUAUUUAACUUUUCACUGAUGCUAUAUGCAUAUAUAUUCUAAUGAACUUUAAGCUUUUUUUAACUGUUCUGCCAUUAUUUAAUUUUCUUUGGGUUUGUAGCUUUAGACGUAUUUAAACUGCUCUUGCACAAAACACUGGCUCUGUUAUUACUUGAUCACAAACUGUACAGGAAUGCCAAAGUUGGAUUGCUACAUACUUGAAAUUUUUAGCCAUAGAUAUAGUAAUCACAACAUUUUCAGUAGCUUCUGUAGUGAUGUUUUGGUAACUUUUUAAUUCAUAGAACGCUUGUCUGAUGUUUAAUGGAAUAGAAAAUUUUGAGUGAAUGAAAUACUCAGUGGAAGCACAUUCCCAAAAAUUACCAGCGGUUCAGCUCAGGUGUGAUAGUUUAUGAAAUUACCUCUAAAACUCCAGGCCUCCUAUACCUUUUCAACAACAACAACAACAACAAAAAAUCAUCUCAUAUACUGAGGCCAAAGAGUGCUGUGUGGGUCAGGUUUCAAAUGAAAAGUUCCUGACUAAUGUGAAUUCACCUUUAAGAAUAAUCAUAUCUGUUUAAGAUGUAGGGAGGACUGCAUUAACCAAAACAUUAUUUAGUUAAUUAUACUAGAUUCUGUGCACAAUGUUACCAUUUACCUUUGCUAAAUGGUAAUGAUAAUUGUACUGUAAUUUUUUCCAAUACCACUAGGUGGUAGUAUACAUUGCCUUAAGCCAUAUUUCAUUAUAAGCCAUAUUUCAAUAUCUUGAUAUUUUGAAUGUACAUAGUAGAUUUUCUUGUAGUAUUUGUUUUGCAAAAACUGCAUUUAAAAGUGUACAGUGUCAUUUCACAAGUGCUAUCAUGUGUUCCAGUGUAUGUGUGUAUUUAAUUUUAUAAUCUGCAUUUUUAUAUUUGACUUUAUGUAAUCUCGACUAAUUGAAACUAUUAUAACUUUUAAUAGUGUAAUAGUCUUCAGCGCUGGAAUUUUACCUUUGAUAUAUUUACUUUUUUAUACAUUAUUAUUUGUAUUUAAAUUGUGUGCCGUUUUGUAUGUUAUACAUGUAAGCUUUACUAUUACUUAAAUUAUGCCUGUUUUUUCUGUCUUCAGAUGCAUAUUUAUUUGUGCUUUCUUUCUCAGUAAUUUUUUAAAUAAGGUUUUGCAGUUAUGUAAUCGCUGUAAAUGUUGCUUCUGCUUAAGCAAGAGUAUUGAGAUCUAUUUUAAAGCUAUGUUCAACUGAUGUUACAAAUACAUAUUUUAUUACUUAAACAAU